This is a messenger RNA of Glycine soja, 2403 nucleotides long. RefSeq names its product MLO-like protein 12. The coding region runs from base 320 to 2035 and encodes 571 amino acids. Gene Ontology annotation, biological process: defense response. Gene Ontology annotation, cellular component: membrane. The transcript is spliced from 15 exons. The record is from RefSeq and is a predicted model, not a curated record. Lineage: Eukaryota; Viridiplantae; Streptophyta; Magnoliopsida; Fabales; Fabaceae.
UAGUGGAAAUCACUCUUCCUCUAUGUCGUCAUUGACCAACUAUGCAUUGCUUUAAAUAUGUCGUACUCAUUGACUGUGUUGUGUUUUGCUUUCGUUCACCUCUCGUAUAGAUCCCAAAUCUUCCGUACUCAUUCCCACACCCUUAUUUUUUCCAUACUACUACCAAAGUACCAAUUCAUAAAAAAUAGUUAAAUAAAAGUCUACAGAAAAGAAAAAAAAACUAUAUAAAUAUGGUCCUUCGUCAUUAACUACACAACAAUCUUGUGAAUCUCUGCUUAUACCAUAUGUUUUGAGUCUUCCCACAAUUGAAAAAAAACAAAUGGCCGAAGACAAAAUUUAUGAACGAUCGCUGGAGGACACACCAACCUGGGCGUUUGCAGUUGUAUGUUUUGUGCUGCUUGCUAUUUCAAUCAUCAUUGAACAUGUUAUUGAUGCUAUUGGAAAGUGGUUCAAAAAGAAACACAAAAGUGCUCUUUAUGAAUCAUUGGAAAAGGUUAAGGGAGAGCUUAUGAUGCUAGGAUUCAUAUCCAUGCUCCUAGUUGUGUUCCAAGGUCCACUUUCUAAGAUCUGCAUAUCACAGAAUGUUGCAUCCACGUGGCAUCCUUGCUCCAACCCCAAGAAGGCCUUAAGUAAAUCUGAUGGAAAAUCUGACAGUGAUACCAAUGGUAGGAAACUCCUCGAAUAUUUGGACCCCAUACCGCGGCGUGUUCUAGCUGCAAAAGGAUAUGACAAAUGUGCUGACAAGGGAAAAGUUGCUUUUGUUUCAGCAUAUGGGAUUCACCAGCUCCAUAUAUUCAUCUUUAUGCUAGCUGUUUUUCAUAUCCUACAAUGCAUUAUAACAAUAGCUUUGGGAAGAACUAAAAUGAGACGCUGGAAGAAGUGGGAAAAUGAAACAAAAACAAUUGAAUAUCAAUUCUAUAAUGAUCCUGAGAGGUUCAGGCUUGCAAAGGACACAACAUUUGGACAAAGGCACUUGAAUACGUGGAGUCAGUCAUCAAUUUCCUUAUGGAUAGUUAGCUUCUUCAGACAAUUCUCUGGAUCUGUUAAGAAAGUUGACUAUUUCGCAUUGCGACAUGGAUUUAUCACGGCACAUCUGGCUCCGGGAAGUGAUGCAAGAUUUGAUUUCCAGAAGUACAUUAAAAGAUCACUUGACGAGGAUUUUAAAGUUGUAGUUGGCAUAAGCCCGAUCAUAUGGUUCUUCGCGGUGCUCUUCUUGCUGGCUAAUACUCAUGGGUGGUAUUCUUAUUAUUGGCUUCCAUUCAUCCCAUUAAUUGCAAUCUUAUUAGUGGGUGCCAAGCUACAAAUGAUCAUAACAAAGAUGGGACUGAGGAUUCAGGACAGAGGGGAAGUACUCAAGGGUGCACCAGUGGUGGAGCCAGGAGAUGACCUGUUCUGGUUCAACCGUCCACGCCUCCUUCUCUCUAUCAUUCAUCUUGUUUUCUUUCAGAAUGCCUUUCAAUUAGCACAUUUUGCAUGGAGUACAUAUGAAUUCUCCAUAAACUCUUGCUUCCACAAAACAACUGUAGAUACUAUCAUUAGACUUACAAUGGGGGUUGUUAUACAAGUUCUAUGCAGCUAUGUGACUUUGCCUCUCUAUGCUCUAGUCGCACAGAUGGGUUCAACCAUGAAACCCACCAUUUUCAAUGAUAGAGUAGCAGCAGCAUUGAAGAAAUGGCACCAUACUUCCAAAAAGCAUGUCAAAGACCGCAAGCAUUCAGAGGGUAACAAUGUCACACCAUUCUCGAGCCGGUCAUCAACCCCAACAUUUGGCAUGUCUCCUAUUCACCUGCUGCACAGACACCUUGCUGGAAGAAGUGACAGUGCACAAACUUCUCCAAGGACAUCCAACUAUGAAAAUGAACAAUGUGAUGUGGAUGGUUCACCUUCCACAAGCUACCAUCCAGAAACAGAUGAGACCCCAAUGCAAGUUCUGGGGCCUCAUUCAACUACAGAAGUACCUAUUAGCACUAAACAUGACAUUAAUUUUAGUCCAUCAGAAUUUUCUUUUGAGAAGAGAAACACCAGAAGAGAUUAGAUGUGCAGACAAUGUCUUUUUUGUUACAACUAUGUGUAGACAAUGUUGCUAACAAGUUCAAAUAUACAGCUUCAGUGCAUAGCAAAUAAAUGUUUCUACAUUAACGCAAUGCCAUGCAUUUGAAAAAUAAACCGAGGGAGCAAGAUUUGCAGCCUUCAUUGAAUAAUUUGUGGAUGGAAUUUUAUGAUGGUGAUAGGGUCCCAAACUCUAUCAAAAUUGCCUAACUAGGACAUAUAGUAACUUGCACUAAAAGGCAAUGAUUUGUGGGUUCCUCAGUAGUUUUCUAAAUUCUAGUUUCAUGAUGAUAAACAAUUUUUGUGUUUGCUUUAAUGACAAAAACUAUACUACCUGAGUGUUUCAGUUGAAAA